Messenger RNA from Cannabis sativa, 1846 nucleotides. RefSeq lists its product as uncharacterized. The record is from RefSeq and is a predicted model, not a curated record. Gene Ontology annotation, biological process: peptidyl-lysine monomethylation. Gene Ontology annotation, molecular function: protein-lysine N-methyltransferase activity. NCBI's taxonomy places the organism in Eukaryota, Viridiplantae, Streptophyta, Magnoliopsida, Rosales, Cannabaceae. Gene Ontology annotation, cellular component: nucleus. The transcript has 4 exons. The coding region runs from base 45 to 1556 and encodes 503 amino acids.
ACAAUAAAAAAAAAAAACCUCUUUCUCAGAAGACUAGAUCAUCAAUGGCCGCCACCACCACCACCACCACCACCACCAGACGAGUUCGUUCAUUCAAGCGGUGGUUAAAGUCCAAAGGUAUCAACUUUAUCGAUGCCCUCCAAAUUUGCGACUGCCCUCUUCAAGGAAUCUCAGUCAGAACACUCUGCGACCUCACCUUAGGUGACGUGGUCGCCACCAUACCCAAGCAGGCUUGCCUCACCGUAGAGACUAGUGGUGCUAGAGACCUCAUUGAAGCUUAUUCUUUGAAUGAUGGUGAUACUCUGGGUCUCGCUGUGGCCAUCAUGUACGAGAGGAGCCUCGGCCAGUCAUCCCCUUGGGCUCCUUAUUUUAGUGUCACGCCUUACCAAGAGGAGUCCUUGCCUUUGGUUUGGACUUCGGAUGAAGUUGAUGGGUUGCUCUGUGGUACUUCGAUUCACAAGGCAGUGAAGGAUGAUCAAGCUCUAAUACGCGAGGACUGGGAAGAGAGAAUUCAGCCUCUAUUGAAAAUGGAAUCUUCAAAGCUCGAUCCCAGCUUCUUUCGCGUUGAAGACUAUUUCGCUGCUAAAACUAUCAUUCAUUCUCGCUCUUUUUGGGCUGGUGACUUCCAUGGUUAUGGAAUGAUUCCUUUGGUUGACUUGUUUAAUCAUAAAACUGCAGCUGAGGAUGUACACCUCGUAGGUGUUUCUUAUUCAUCUUUUGAUUCUGAUUCUGAUUCUAAUUCUGAUUCUGAUAGUGAAGUUGAUAGUAACCAAGUGAAAGAUUUUACCUAUGCUUACAAUAAGAAUUCAGAUAAUUCAAAGAUGGAGAUUACUCCUGAAUUAGAUGAUGAGUUUGGAGAUAUGAAGAUGAUUAUGGUCAAACAUGUCAAAGCUGGAUCCGAGGUGUAUAACACUUAUGGUUAUAUAGGUAAUGGAAGACUGCUUCACAAGUUUGGAUUUACAGAGCCUAAUAACCCACAUGACAUAGUGAACAUUGACAUGGAAAUAGUACUCGAAUGGAGCUCGUGGUUAUUCUCUAGCCGACACACUAGAGCAAGGGUAUCACUAUGGAAAAAACUCGGUUUCUCAGGGUGUGAGUGUGACACUCUAGUAGGUUCUGAUUAUUUUGAGAUCUCGUUUGAUGGAGAGCCUCAAAUAGAGCUACUAACUUUGUUAUACAUAAUUUUGUUACCGAGGAAUGCAUAUGACAAAUUGGAUUUUGUAGUUCGUGUGGAUUCAAUAGGGAUGGAAGGACAGGGCUUGUUUUUGUUGAAAGUAAUCACAAAACCGAGCAACAACACUUUUGUGAACAAAAGUGUUGGCGAUGCUCUUUUGACAAUUGCAAAUAUUAGAGAGAGUAUUUAUGGUUCGAAUUCGUUAGAGGAUGAUAUUGAAGCGUUAGAGAAGUGUUGUCGCGUAAGAGAUAAGAAGUUGUACCAUUCUUUGGCGCUUCGAAUUAGCGAGAGAAGGAUUCUUCAGAAGCUCAGAGGUUAUGCUGGUAGGAGAACUUCACACUUGGAAUGUAUCUCAGAUUUUUGCACUAUUUCAUGUAUUUAAUACAACUAGUUAAUUCUUCAAUUUCACAGGUAUGGAGUCACCCAUCGUCUGAGUCGUCUGGGUAUAGCCCAUGUUGAGUGACCACUGCUUAGGAUUAUAGUAUUCAAUGUUUUGUUAAACAAGAAACUUUUGUAAUAUUCUCUUGAUUGAGAUGAGUUGAGCAUUACAUGCUACUAUGCUAGAUUCUUGUACAAAAAGUUGUGUCCAACUAACCGUGUAAACUAAAUCUUUGUUGGACGCUUUGUCUUGCCUCCGAAGAGUUUUCUAUGACUGAUAACGUGUUUCUUUUC